Messenger RNA from Spodoptera frugiperda (fall armyworm), 2543 nucleotides. Its product is annotated as NEDD8-conjugating enzyme UBE2F. NCBI's taxonomy places the organism in Eukaryota, Metazoa, Arthropoda, Insecta, Lepidoptera, Noctuidae. The coding region runs from base 142 to 702 and encodes 186 amino acids. The record is from RefSeq and is a predicted model, not a curated record. The transcript is spliced from 3 exons.
UUAAUCAGUUUCUGUUUUUUCUGACAGCCACAGACGCGUACGAAUUUGCGUUUUGAGAAAAAAUAACAUUAUUUCUAAUUACUUUUUUACUUCUGAUAUGAUACAUAUUCUCUCAAACUAAAAUACAUAUAGCUUUAAACAAUGAUUACGCUUAAUAGGAAAUUGAAAAAGGAUCACGCUGCAGUGGAACCUACGAAUGGGUUGACUACGAACGAAUCAGUGGUGAGAAGAAUAUCAGUGAGGGAUAAAUUGUUGAUAAAAGAAGUGCAGGAGAUGAAUGAGAACCUUCCCGCUACGUGUAGUGUAUAUUUUGAAGACCCUAACGUGUUGAGUGAGUUUAUAUUGACUGUAGCGCCUGAUGAAGGGUACUGGCUGGGAGGCAAGUUCAAAUUCAGUGUUUUUGUUACAGAAGACUAUAAUAUGGCUCCUCCACGAGUGAAAUGUUUGACAAGGUUAUGGCACCCUAAUAUAAAUGUGGACGGUGAUGUCUGUCUGUCCCUGCUGAGACAGACCUCUAUUGACGAGCACGGCUGGGCACCUACGAGGAGGCUGAAAGAUGUGGUGUGGGGACUGAACGCUUUAUUUACUGAUCUCUUAAAUUUCGAAGACCCAUUAAACAUAGAAGCAGCGGAAAUGUACAACAAGAACAAAAUUGAAUUUCAAGCUAAGGUUCAGGAAUAUAUAGCCAAGGGAAAGAGAUGAAACUUACAUAAUCAAGUCACUACUACAUAUACCUAUAUUCUAAAACAUAAUGAAUGAUGCAAUGAAUUUUAUAUAAAGGGGAAUUUAGCAUGGUAGCCAUAGUAACGAUAUAUAGGAAAUACAGUCAUUUGCUUAAUUAAGUGCUUCCAAUGUAAAUUAGGGAUCUGGUAAUACAUUUUAUGGAUGACAGAACAUUAUCUGGAAAGUUAUAGCGAUUUACUAGAGUAACUAAUUCCACACACAAAUGAUUACAGAGGACUUAGCUCGAGUUUGUUUUACGUUUAAAUAUUUCGAAACCUUAACGUUAAACGAUUGGCUGGGUCAAAUAAACCAACCAAUCAGAGCGCCGAACGCGCUCUCGUUUCGAUUUCGUUAAACGUAAAGCAAAUUCGUACUAAGGGUACUGGUACUGUAUAGUUAUUUGAUAUGCUUAGCCUGUAUUAUUGUGAUAUAGAGGUACUAUCAUACAUUAUAUUUAAUAUACAUAGUUGUGGGAAACAUAGCACUUUCUGCAAGCAAUAAAACUAGGAUGUAAAGUACUUUAAAUAAAGCACAUAAGGAAACUAUUACUAUAAUAUUUGAUAUAUUUUAUAGAAGCAUUUUUUCAUAGUUACUAUUAUCAUAGUUGCAUAUACAUAUGUACCAAAUUCAAGAGUUGAUAGCUAUUUUAAUGUUUUAAAUAUAAUAUAAUUGCAUUAUAGUACAAGUUUUGAUAUUGUUAUGAAUCAGUAGUUUGAGCAAUUAGCAGAUCAAUGCAGGUUUUAUAAUAAUUCUAAAUUUUCUAUGUAAUUAGUGAAUGAAGUAUAUUUGUUAUUGAAGCUAAGGUCACGCAAAAAUCUACCAUAUAAUGUGCCUGCGGUUGUAGUAGUUGGAGGUCGAGGGAUGUUAGAGCCAAUUAAUGAAAUGUUAUAAAUAUAAGCAAGAAGAUAUUCUGAACAAUUCUCAGCCAUCUUGCCAAUGUAAUAAGGAUUCAUAUAGGAUAAACUAUAUUAAGGUCAGAUUUUUAUAUGAAAUCUAUUAUUUACUAUUUCCAAUUUUGAAGUCCAUCAUUGUUAUAAAGUUGCUAGUAAUUGUCUAGUUCAUGUUUUAAAAACCUUUAAACUUGUUCUGCACUAAUGUUUUGUCUAUGCUCUAUGUCCCAUGCUAAAUUUCCCAAUCCUAGUUGAUUAUAUAAUGCAAUAAAUACUCCAAAAAGCGGUGAUAAUGUUUGUUUUGUGAACUGGUGUAUUUUUCAUUGACACAGUGCUAGAAGCCUUCACAGAUCUUAUGAUAGUUAAAUAAUUAAAGUCUCGAACUACAAAGUCAGAAGUGUUGUGAUAUGGUCUCAUUAUUUGCUUUUUUGUGUUUUUAUUAGUAGUUUUUGUAUUCUUCAUCAUCUAAGUCAUCAAAUCGCUACUACUACUAUCCCUAACACUAGCCCCUGUGUUACCAAUAAGUCUUUCUCUCUCCUGAAUGGCAACCAAGUCUUCGAUUCAAUGUUGUCCACCAUCGACCGUAAUUAAUAGCCAUUUUCAAUCCAAAAUCUGUGGAUUAAGAUCGAUAUUUGAUCAGUUGUAUGCCUUCAUAAACUUCUGUCAAAAGUGGAGAUCGAUCCACUUUGGAUUAAGAUGGAUUUAUUUAAUUCCGGUCGUAUACUGCCAAACUACUAGUAAUCUAUAUACCAAGUCUUCCUAUUUCCAAACACUGCUUGAAAAUACACCAGUAUAUAUUUACAAUGGAGAGUAUAAAGGUAUAGCGUGUAAAUCGUGUCUUUAAAUUAUAAUAAUGUCAUAUUUGCAUGGCGUACCACGAAUACAAUGAAAUAGUUUUUUUAAAUAAAUCAGUUUAUUAUGAUACAUUUA